Molecule: messenger RNA, 1737 nt
Organism: Zymoseptoria tritici IPO323
Lineage: Eukaryota; Fungi; Ascomycota; Dothideomycetes; Mycosphaerellales; Mycosphaerellaceae
Product: phosphoinositide-specific phospholipase C
Exons: 1
Coding region: 1-1737 (578 amino acids)
Biological process (GO): lipid metabolic process; phosphatidylinositol-mediated signaling
Molecular function (GO): phosphatidylinositol-4,5-bisphosphate phospholipase C activity
Source: RefSeq, a predicted model, not a curated record
AUGACCUCUGGAUUAGCCUCCACGCUCUCCAAGCUCAACCCAUUCGUCAAGUCCAGCCGAGAUGAGGACGACUAUGGAGAAGAAGUCGGAAGCGAUUCUGUCGCAGGAGGCGGUCAUGCUUCUCGUGUGAGCAAGAUUACCAAGGAGGAGCUCUACGUCAGUCGGGCGCUCAAGAAGUUCAUUAUCGAGGAGAAGAUUCUGGGCGAGCAUGAUGUCAAUCUACACGAGGUCGAGACCACUGGCGCCAUGAAGGAGCUUCUGGACAAGCCUCAUGUGCAUGUGCCCCGAGAAUUGACGGACAGAUCUCAUCCGCUCACGGAGUACUUCAUCAGCUCCAGCCACAACACCUAUCUGCUCGCCCACCAACUGUAUGGGACAUCCUCCGCUGUGGCCUACGAGAUCUCUCUGAAGGCAGGAGCCCGGUGUGUUGAAAUCGAUGCUUGGGACAAUGACGACGACAAAGACGAGCCAAAGGUCACUCACGGUUACACCCUGACCUCCAAUAUUGCGUUCCGAAAGGUAUGCGAAACAAUUCGCGAUGUGUAUGAUUCUGAGCAAGCAGAGGGCAAGCUGCAAUCCGGCUAUGCAGCUGCUCCCAUCAUGCUAUCGCUCGAAAAUCACUGUGGUGCUCACGGGCAAGCGAGACUUGCAGCGAUCAUGAAAGAAGUCUGGGCCGAUCGAUUGUUGAGUAAGCGAAUCCGAGAUGAAGGCACACGGGAGACAGAGCACAGUGGGGAGCACGUCAACCUUGCUGAAUUGGGCUCCAAAAUCGCUGUGAUUGUCGAGUACCAUCUGCCUGGCGAAGCCGACUCGGAUGAUGAAACGGAGGACGACGAGCCACAAGACGUCAAGGACCAGCGCCAUGCCUACCAGCAGCAGAAGAAGGAGAGCCCCAAAGGCGUCAUCAUCCCGGAGCUGGCUGAGCUGGGAGUAUACGCGCAGUCCGUAAAGCCUUCUAACAACUCAUGGUUCGAGUCGGAGUUGCAAGACCGCCCGCAUAAUCAUCUCAUCAAUGUCUCGGAAUCUGGUCUUGCGCCUUUGAUGGCGCAUUCCAGCCCUAAGAUCAGCAAGCACAAUUCUCAGCAUCUCAUGCGUGUCUAUCCGAAGGGCAUCCGCAUUUCCUCCAAAAACCUGAAUCCUGUUCCGUUCUGGGGUAUUGGCGCACAGAUCUGUGCCCUCAACUGGCAGACAUUCGAUGCAAGCAUGCAGCUCAACGAAGCUCUCUUCGCGGGCACUGACGGUUAUGUCCUCAAGCCCGUUGCACUCCGAGCAGGCGGAUCAGGCAUCCUCAACAGCGGCAAGAAGCAAAAGCUACAACUCCGCAUCGCAGGAGCUUCGAACUUGUCAUUACCAAAGGGUCGUGAGGCUGAUGACAUCAAGCCCUACGUGACCUGCACUUUGGUCCACCCUGAUGACACGGACAACGAGCCUCCGAAGCGCAAGACGUCCGGAUACCACCAACACAAGCUUGGUCUACUGCACAAAGGCGAGAAUCCAGCCAAUACCGAUCCCGUCUGGAACGAGACGCUCGAGUGGACCUAUGAAGAGAACGAGUUGACUUUCUUGAGGAUUCUGAUCAAGAGCGACGACUCUUGGGCACGCAAUCCGGUCUUUGCGGUCGCGACAGUGAGGUUGCUGUAUGUCGAAGGCGGAUGGACUUUCAUCAGAAUGUUGGAUCUGAAGGGCAGGGAGACACAUUGCACGAUGUUUGUGAAUUUCAAGGUUACGGAGGCUUAG